This is a messenger RNA of Morone saxatilis (striped sea-bass), 3776 nucleotides long. RefSeq names its product CD209 antigen-like protein A. Lineage: Eukaryota; Metazoa; Chordata; Actinopteri; Moronidae. The record is from RefSeq and is a predicted model, not a curated record.
AACCUGACUGAGCGUCUUCAGGCCAGUGACAACAAAUCCUCUUCCCUGACUGAAGAGAGAGACCUGCUGAAGGACAGCCUCGCUAACAAGACUGAAGAGCUGAACAUGCUGAAAAGUAGGCCUACUUGUCCUAGAGGAUGGAGGAUGUUCAAGUGUGUCUGUUAUCUCCUCUCUAAUGAGACUGGUUCCUGGGAAAAGGGCAAAGAAGACUGUGGUGUCAGAGGAGCAGGUCUGGUGGAAAUAGGCAGUACUGCAGAACAGAAGUUCCUGUCUAACUUCACCAAGGAAGAAACUCAUGCUUGGAUUGGUUUGACUGACAAAGACAAGGAGGGGACCUGGAAAUGGAUUGAUGGCGGUCCACUGACUCUAAAGUACUGGCGUAAACCACAGCCUGAUAAUGGUGGUGGAUACAAAGCACUCGGGGAAGAGGACUGUGCCCAUAUCAUAAUUGGAAAGGGUGAUAUUUACAACUGGAAUGAUCUGUCAUGUACUACCCUUUUGAAAUGGAUCUGUGAGAAGAGGCUUCAGCAUUGAUGAACAAUUUGUUGUGUUUGUAAAUAACUAAAGGCAUCCAGAAAGUCUUUGACCUACAAAUCAGUUUCUAAUAAUAUAUAAAAAUAAUUUGGAAUUAUAUCAUCAAACUAAAGAUAGAUUGUUUCUUCUUCUUGAAACUUCUUCUGCAUCCAUUCUCCAUCCUCUCCGGCCAAUGUUUCUGUGUUAACGUUCUAUCUCAUAAUCCAUGAAGGGAAAAUCCGAGGCUGAAAUCUUAUUCCAGGCUUCCAAAGCUGUGUUGUUGACAUUGUCGUUGUUGACAUUGUCGUUGUCAUCUCGUCUAUAGUUAAAUGGGUGCUCAUUUUCCCCAAUGGUUAGAAUGUAGGGCAUACAGAUUGCUUUGGCUCUUUGUGUUGCUAUUUUUGUUAGCUCCUUUUUCAAACGGCUGUUCACUUGCUCCGCCAGAAGAUCUUCAUAAACUGAUCUGUAGUAAGGAGGCUUUGAGCGACACACAUUGUUCCACAUCUUCCUUCUGAUAUAACAGGCUGUAGUGCAGUCAGCAAGGCUCCAAAGAAAAAGAAGAGGACAGAUGACAUAAAAGCCAAUGUCCUGCAAACGAUAAAACAGUAAACUUGAAAUAAAAAGAGAUUUAUUUAGUAGUUCAAGGAACAUAAGUCACAACAUUUAUGUGGUUUCAAUCAAGCUCCAAUUUGUUUCAACACUUCUACCAUGACAGUAAAUUCUGUUAUCACCGGAGAUCCAGCACCAGCCAUACAUACUACACUACAUAGUACUUUGUGCUGCUGGGUUCCCUGUAACAAAAACAUUAUCUUUACCACAAUUUAACUAGUAGUCUGACUAAUUACUGUUGGCAGGGAGUAAUAAAAUAAUAUUACUUUUGAAAGAAGUAAUGAGUAAUAAAUUACAUUAUCCUAUUUGUUAUUUACUAACAAUUAUGACAUUUAGCCCAAAUGGUGCUCUGAAUUGGCAAAUUGAUGAAUUACUAUUCCUAAUAUCAAACAUGUAUACUGGGCAUCAGACUAAUUAAGGAUUUAAUGAUACUAGCAUUAGUUAUUAAAUCAAUAAGUUAUAGUCUUCUCUAUAGAAAUUAUACCACUGAAACUCUUUUUUUAUAUAUAUAUAAAUUUGUUUAGAUAUAAAAAUAAUUUCAUAUCUCUAAUGUAGCAUAUGUGAGUGCUGUGUGUUGUUACUUACAAGUGAAUCAGUCUUAUAACCAGCUUUAAUCUGGUACUCCUCGUAGGUCAGAUCUUCUUUGCAAGGGAUUCCGGUAUGAUUGACAUUGAGGUUUGUCAUCAGGCAAAGAUACCAGUCUCCAUCAAACAGAACAGAAGUUAUCCAUACAGCACACAUACCGAUGUAGCUGACAAUAACCUUAACCAAAAAGCCGCAGCGUUUGUUGUGACUAAGACGAUGGAGAAGAUGGAAGAUGGAAAAAAUCCUCGAUUGGUGUAAAGGCUCAGUGAUGAUGGCAACCCAGGUGAGGAUCACAGGAGGGAUUAACAAGUACAGUAUGCCAUUUGUAUGCAAACCUGGUCUGCACGAGCAUAUAAAAUCCAUGUCAAAUAUAUACUGCAGGAUGUAGAAGACGAUUAUCAGCAGGAAUAUACUCACAGCAUUUGUUAUUAGUUGGACGAGUCUUUGAGGAAAAUCAUGACCAGGGUGAGGCAUGUUGGCUGAAAGAGAGAGUGUCAGACUGAAAAACAAUGGGCUAAGAUAUUCUGUUGCAAGGCUGCUGCAGUUCUUUUCUACUGGCUGAGCGAUAUAUAUAUAUACAUAUAUAUACAACUCUGGACAGUGGUGUGACACAGCUGUUAAGCACAGUGUGCCAGCCUACAGCACUUUCACAAUGAUGGUACAUGAUGCUUUCACUUCUUAAAUAACUGAGCAGGAUUUUCCCAGACAGAUUUUUAAUUUUGCAUAAUAAACAAUUAGAUCCUCAUUUUGACCACAUUUUCACAAUUACAUUUCCAGUUAGGGAUCAAGAAAAGUGGUAGGGGUAUACUGAUCCAGCCACCUAGAAUUGCCUGCUGGUCCCUGACGGGCCCUUGCUUAUCCAGCUGGCUGGGGCUGUAGUAUCUAUAAUCUAUAUAACUUUGAAUCUAUGCACAGUACUAAAAGAAUAGUUCAACAUUUUGGGAAAUACAAUUACACACUAUUACACCUCUGCUUCCAGGCUUUAUGCUAAGCUAGGCUAACCGCCUCCUGGCUCCAGAUCUUAAUGCGUAUCGGUAUCAGUCAUCUAACACUCAAAAGGAAAGCAUAUGACCACAUUAACUAAAAUAUUAAUUUAAACAUAAAUGGCAAAAUUGAUGUAUGGUACCAGCGUUAGCUUAAAGCUAAUUUUCAACUGCUGUAGUUUAGCAGGUCAAAGUUAAAACACACACACACAAUGAUAGUACAACAGUAAAAAAGGAAAAAAACAUAUAAUAUAAAAUAUGGAUGCACCACUAUUUUAAGACCAAAUACAAGUACUUACAAUUGGGUACUUGCAGUUACCAAGUGCCAAUAUGAUAUUACAGUUCUAACAAUGACUUUAAAAAUAUGUUUUAUUUUCAUGUUCCUAAGGUUGUAAAAUUUGCUUAAAAUAUAUCCAAACUGCUGACAUUGCUUCUCCUCUGCCUACCUGCUCAACUAAUGAAAGGUUAACUUUUAUGAGUACAUUUCUGUGUACAUGAGCAUACCCGAUACCUGAUACUGGUAUCUGUAAUAUAAAACUAUACACACCAGUACAGGACAUACACACGCAUCACAACAACCAGUUCAGACUGGCCUCCCAGUGUUAGAUCAGCAGCAUAUGAAAUAUAUUUGGAUUUCUAAAAAGAAAAAACAUGUUGUAGUCUUUCUCUUAUUGUGGUUCUUAAAUACAUAUAUUUUUGUUUCUUAUCUGUAUGGUUGCUGCAGUGCACCUUAAUUGACUUUUUCUUUUACUUGAGCUAUUCAUGGUGUCACACAUCUAACUGAGAAUGAUUUUACUGCAGCACAGUUUCACAAGAAUACAUGUCACUGGCAAACAUUUAAGCACAUGCAGUUUAUGAAAAUGUACAGCCAUGAGCACUUCUCAAUCCACUUUUGUGUGGACAAUGUCUUUACUAGAAAUUCAUUAUGCAUUUAUUUUUUUUCAUGUGCCUGUGCUCAGAAAUAAACUGAAACAAAUAUUACUUCUUUAUUUCAUGUGGUUUUGUGACUUCUGUGUGCUUUUGCACAUAUCAAAAUCUCUGUCACAUGUAGAAUUGAGGUUGGUCUCUGGUCUCAGUGGCAUGUAG